This is a messenger RNA of Acanthaster planci (crown-of-thorns starfish), 2933 nucleotides long. RefSeq names its product coiled-coil domain containing 22 (gene ccdc22). NCBI's taxonomy places the organism in Eukaryota, Metazoa, Echinodermata, Asteroidea, Valvatida, Acanthasteridae. The record is from RefSeq and is a predicted model, not a curated record. Gene Ontology annotation, molecular function: cullin family protein binding. Gene Ontology annotation, biological process: positive regulation of ubiquitin-dependent protein catabolic process.
AACAUGUACUGUACAGUACAGGUACAUGUACACCGUACAUGUACAGUCUGUGAGCGUAAAGCACAGCAGCCGAAUUGCAAAGGUUGUUCUCGGUCUUGCCGCGCCUGAUUCCAGCAACAUGGAGGAAGUUGAUAAUAUAAUUAUCCACACAUUUCGCCAAGUUGGAUGUGACAUUGAUGAGGAUGUUGUCAGCUUGAGGCAGUUCUCCACCGAGUUGAUUAUUGAAGCCACAGUCAGAUGCCUGAAGAUCAUCGAUGAUUCCACCAGCCUCCCCUUGGCUUUGCCUCCGGGCAUGUCUGCCCGCUUCCGCAUGGGAACAGACCUGGCUAAUGCUCUUGUGUCUCUCGGAUACAAAGGUGAGAUGGGAUACCAGACCUUUCUCUACUCCAACGAGGCUGACAUCAGGCGAGUCCUGAUGUUCUUGGUCGAGAAGUUACCCAAGGACACUGCAGUCACCUCAGAUGAGCCGCUAGGUAAAUCAGCAUUGCUGAAUCGUUCUAUUGCGGCCAGUAUACUGAUCAAGCUACAGACACCCUGGCUUCCCCCAUGCUGUAAGAAGCGGGGGAUACGAUGGCGGACGCCAAAACAGUGGAACAGGGAGGGUGCUAGUGGCACACAUUUGUUUCACAGUAUUGUGGUCACUGUCCCCAGUGGGCUGGAUGACCUGUCAAGAAAAAUUCCUAAAGAGGUCAAAAGCUACUACUCUAAAGACCUGCCGCUUGUGUCACAGCAGCCGUCGCGCCACGAGGACACGGCAGCAUCGUUGCUUGAAACCAAUGCUGCUGAGGUGACAGCAGCGCAAGAGUGGGAGGCAGAAUGGAACAGCGCGGGGCUGCAGUCCAGACUGACACCUCAGGAGUACAAGGCCCGCAAGAAGGAGCGGCUACAGAAGAAGAUUGCCAGUCAGCUGCAGCAGGACGUCCAGAAGGCUGAAGCAGGAGGAGCCACCACAGUGGGGGCAGCGGAUCUACUGCAGUUCCUCAGCAACUUCAGUGACAGGACUCCCAGCAAGCAGCAAGGCAAGGGCUCCCGGUUCACCCACACCUCUAAGCUACAGUUUGCUCAGGAUGACGACAAGGCCAUCUCUCAGAUGGGCAUUGGGGAGGGCGUGCCCAAGGCAGACACGGAGGAGGAACUGCGCCAGAAGAGAGAAGAGGAACAGCAGGGCCUGCGGGAUCAGCUGACCCAACUCACCAAUCAGAUGGACGUGCUGGAGCUGGACAUGAAGAAAUUCACAGCCGGAAUACAGCAGAUGGAGGAACAGAAGAACCUUGAGGAACGGCAAAAUGCCGAGAAAGAGGACACGUACAAAGUCAAGAAAAGAACCAUGGAUCUUCUUCCUGACGCUGAAAAUAAUAUAGCAAAACUGCAGGGAGUAGUGGAGUCGAGUGCUCAACGUCUGGUGAGUCUAGCUAAGCAGUGGGAGAAGCACAGGGCUCCCCUCAUCGAGGAAUACCGGAAACUGAAGGAACAGAAUGCUAACAAAGAGAGUGAGUCGCUGAAGAAGCUGGAGGAUAUUCAGGCGUUGAGGGACAGGAUGAAAGAGGUUGUGGAUGAAACCAGGGGCAAGGAGGAACUGCACAAACAACUGGUCUCCGAGUAUGAGCGCAUGACCAAGGAUGUCAAUCGGUCAGCCUACACACGGAGGAUAUUGGAAAUAGUGGCAAACAUCAAGAAGCAGAAACAAGAAAUCCAAAAGGUUCUCGUCGACACCAAGACACUUCAGAAGGAAAUCAACCACAUGUCAGGGAAGCUGGACCGAACUUUUACUGUCACAGAUGAACUUAUCUUCAAGGAUGCCAAAAAAGAUGAAUCAGUCCGCAAGGCGUACAAAUACCUGGCAGCCCUUCAUGAAAAUUUUGACCAACUCAUUAAGACUGUGGAAGAGACAGGCAGCAUUGUCAGGGAGAUCCGAGAUCUUGAAGACCAGAUUGAAACUGAAAGUAACAAGAAAACGAUAGCCAAUCUGGAAAAGAUUACUGCCGACUACAAGGAGAUGAAGAAGGAAAACACCGUCUUGAUGGUCAAGGUCAAAGGCAAAUGAACUGACUCAGCAUCAUAACUUCCAUCCUUCUCAUCACUGACAAUAUUGUGCACACUGCCGGCUUCAUUUCAGCAGUCAUCACAAGAACUAGAAAUGAAUUUCCUUUAAGUAGUUUUGUUUCAUUCUUUGCUUGAGAACUUCCCCAAAAAGUCUUUAAAAAAAAAAUCCCUGUUUAUUUGGAAACUAUUUCUAUUUCCAGAGUGGCAUUCCAUUUUUCACAUGCCUCUGCAGAAAAUGAUCUAAUCAUCGUUUUUGUUUACACCUAAAAUAAAUUGUUUGAGUUAUGAAGUAAACCAUAACAAAUGGCAACGUGCUGGACAAAUAAACAUUUAUGAAAAGCCAUAAAUUGCGAAUGUGCAGACAUUGUCCAGCCUGUGUUAUCCCAAAACUAUUUUGCUAAAUGUUUGCUGACUUGCCAAUAAAGAAUUCUUGUCAAUGAAAAGACCACUAGUACCAAUGAGUCAAUAAAGACUCAUACACUGAAGUGAUAAGUAAGAAUGUGUAUUUUAGCGAUGAUAGAACUAUUAUUUUAUACAAUUGAGAGACAAAUUGUGUUGUUAUGCCAAUGAAUUUAGCAAAGUAAUGUUUGAGGGAUGUUGAAUAACAAAAUACCAUAACAAUCUAACAUACUAGUUACCUUUAUUAGCCUCUUUAUGAAGUAAUGCUUAUAAAACUUCGCAAAAUAAUUCUUUACCAUUGUAAUGGCCUACAUUGUUUUAUCUAAUACCUUUUAUUGUCGGCCGACAGCAUAAAUUAACAUAUUCCUUACAUGCAAUGCUUAUUUCAACGUUUCUCAACAGUGAAGUAUCUGAUAUGACUUGGAAGUAUUUCAGGAAGAAAGUGCACUGAAGAAUUCUUUGAUGAUAAUAAAAUGAUAUACCUCAUGUUA